AUGUCGCUCUUUGAUCUUGAUGACAAUGAUUUUACUUCCGAGACGAGUAGUAGUAGUGGGAGUACUCAUAGCGGGAGCCACCCUAUAGUUGGUGGUGACUCUUCGAAAAAGCCACUAGAAUCUAAAUUACCUUUCCCUGCACCACCUGUUCGCUCCAAUGAACUCCCCGGUAGUAUGUCCGAUGCCCCCCGAGGAAGAUUCGCUUUAACUGAAAGUGAGAUUCGUAGUGCCCAACAAGAUCGAAAGAAGCUUCUUGAACGUAGGUUGGCUUCCAAAAUUGGGUUUAGUGGAGGUUGGAAUGCCGCUUCUAAUCUGCUCAUUGACAACCCCACGGGUUCUGUUCCCGUAGCUGGUGAUGGGAAAGCUGGUCGUGGUGAUUCAAGCGUCUUCGGGAACUCGAUUGCUGCCGCAUUACGGCUGCGGAAAGAGGAGCAAGAGGAGUUGUUACUGCGGAAACUUCGCGCCGAACGCUCAAAUGAUCCGGCUUUAAUCGAAAAAGAUUUGGAAGUGGGCGUUUUCGUGACGCCAGCGUAUAAACAGAUGCUUCGGCGCCAUCAUAAACGCCAAAGCGGCCAAACCGACGGUACCGAAAACGCACCCGAUGAACUCGUCGAUUCCAAGAAACGAGGGGAAAGUCAUGACGACAAUGACCCCUUAGAGGCCUACAUUAGAAGCUUAGAGCGCAACCAACAACGUGGUCUCGCCACCUCUGCGGGCGAUCCGCCUUCAGGGCUGUCGAGUAGCCAUUCGAACGAUGUCAAUUCAUCUGUGAGCGAGACCAAAGCGACGGACCCUGGCGGCCAUCAUGAUCAGGUGAUGCUCAUGCGGCUUUAUGAAAAUGCCCAACCCUCGGAAAGAGGGCGGCAGCAGCAGCGAGGCCCCCUCCCUGAGGACGGGAUCUCCCCGCCUUCUUUCAGUGAGUUAGAGGCACUCGUGUUAACGGAAGGAACUCCAACACACGCGGAGGAACGUGGAGCAGAGAAUGCAAAGGGAAGACCCAUCUCUGACGCGCUGAAGGAGGUGGCUCCGGGGUCCGAGGGCAACCCCAAUCACCUAUCUAACCCCGGAAGCGGUGUUGCAUCUCAGAAUGAGGCUCUCAUUGCGCAUCAGCGCACGCUUUUCCUAAGUCGUGAAGCGCGGAAACGACGGCGUGCGGACGGUGAUUUCAUUGAUGCGUGUGCACGACGGUGUGAGGAGCGUAUGCUCAAAGCUUUGGGUGUACGGUAA
Molecule: messenger RNA, 1227 nt
Organism: Phytomonas sp. EM1
Lineage: Eukaryota; Euglenozoa; Kinetoplastea; Trypanosomatida; Trypanosomatidae
Source: the annotation of a GenBank genome assembly